AUGCCACCACGAAGACUUGUUACGCCAGUUUGGCAAGACGAUAACGAGGUGACUGAGUGUUUCUUGUGUCACACGACCUACAGUAUUUUCCAUAGGCGGCAUCACUGCAGAAAGUGUGGCAAAGUAGUAUGUGGCGACUGUUCAUCUCGAGAGAUGCAUUAUUUUGACAACACGCCUAUAGCAGCACCUCCAGACAUAUCCCAGCCAAAUAUCGAUGGCAAUAGAUCAAGAGUACGAUUAUCAAAACUGAAUGAGAUAUACAAGACUUGUGAUGAAUGUGCCAAUGAGAUCACCAUGAUUCGACGAGCUUUAUUUGAUGAACCAAACUCAGUAGUGAAUCAAAGUGAUGAAGACAACACUAACGGAAUCAAGUACACGUCGCGAGAACAUACACACCAACUUCCGUGCUCCUCAUCGACUACAUCAUUGAAUAGACGAAAUCAAGAUGGUGCAAGCGAUAGUAACCUAUGUCCUGUUUGUGCAACUGAUCUAUUGAAGGAGUAUAUUUCCGAUAGGAAAAACGUGGAGCUAAUAUCGAAUGACGACUUUGAGAAGUUCAAGGAACAACAUAUCAGUGAGUGUCUCGUAGCAUUUGAUUUCAAUACCGACCACUCAACUAGAUUCUCACCCGAGCUGACUCCUAAGAACAAAAUGUUGGUGUAUAAUAUACCACCAAUUCCCAAACCACAAUACGAAAAUAUAGAUGGAAUCCAAUCAGCAAGUACGAGUGUAGAUACCUCCCUUGUACCACAAGAGAAAAUUGAAGAGGAAGAAUGUGUUAUAUGUCUUGAGGAUCUAAAGCCAGGAGAUAAAGUUGGUAGAUUAGAGUGUCUAUGUGUUUUCCACUACAAAUGCAUCAAAGAUUGGUUCAACAAAAAAGGUUAUGGCGAGUGCCCGGUUCAUUUCUUACAUAAAUAA
This is a messenger RNA of Lodderomyces orthopsilosis Co 90-125, 918 nucleotides long. RefSeq names its product phosphatidylinositol-3-phosphate-binding ubiquitin-protein ligase. Bases 1 to 918 code for a protein of 305 amino acids. Gene Ontology annotation, molecular function: metal ion binding. The record is from RefSeq and is a predicted model, not a curated record. NCBI's taxonomy places the organism in Eukaryota, Fungi, Ascomycota, Pichiomycetes, Serinales, Debaryomycetaceae. The transcript has a single exon.